Molecule: messenger RNA, 1506 nt
Organism: Colletotrichum godetiae
Lineage: Eukaryota; Fungi; Ascomycota; Sordariomycetes; Glomerellales; Glomerellaceae
Product: major facilitator superfamily transporter
Exons: 4
Coding region: 1-1506 (501 amino acids)
Biological process (GO): transmembrane transport
Cellular component (GO): membrane
Molecular function (GO): transmembrane transporter activity
Source: RefSeq, a predicted model, not a curated record
AUGGGGACAGAGCAGGAAUACGCGUCCGCGUCUCCCAAGGGAGUAACGGUGGACGAGUCCUCUUCAGACGGACGAAACUCUGCUGUGCUCGAGAAGAAGAAAGCACCAUGGUGGUCUUACUUCUGGGAUUACGAGCCAGACCGGACGCAUGAGGAGCGCGUUUUCAUCCAGAAGCUCGACAUCUUCUUGAUUACGAUGCUGAGUUUCGGCUACUUUAUCAAAAACCUCGACCAGACAAACAUCAGCAACGCCUUUGUCAGCGGAAUGAAGGAGGACCUCGCAAUGAACGGAAACGAGAUCAAUCUCAUUGACACGGCAUGGACCGUCGGCUACGUCGUAGGCCAGAUCCCCUCGCAAAUCGUCCUCACCAAAGUCCGCCCGUCCAUCUGGGUGCCCUCGUGCGAGCUCCUCUGGACCGUCUUGACUUUCUGUCUGGCGGCUGCAAAGACUUCCAACCACGUUAUUGCCAUUCGCUUCUUCGUGGGUUUGGCAGAGUCCAUCUUUUACCCGGCCGCUCACACGAUCCUUGGCUCCUGGUAUAAGCCUUCCGAGCUCGGGAAGCGAGCCUGCAUCUUCCACGCUUCUUCAGCUGCGGCGAGCAUGUUCUCGGGCUAUUUGCAAGCUGGCGUCUACAAGGGCCUCAACGGCGUUCAUGGUUUGGCAGGUUGGAAGUGGCUAUUUAUCAUGGAUGGAAUUAUCAGUUUGCCAAUUUGCAUUGCUGGGUUCUUCUUUCUGCCCGAUCUUCCGGAAAACACACGAGCGUUCUAUUUGACUGAAGAUGACCGCGAACUGGCUCGCAAGAGGAUGGAGAGCGUCGGCCGUGCUCCGCGAACCAAGUUAGGCCGUUCUGCCUUCAAGCGCAUUUUCGGUCGCUGGCAUGUCUACUUCCUGACCAUUUUGUACAUCAUCUUCAUCAACAUUGGGCCUUCCAGCAGCGUAAACCCCUUCUCCCUCUGGCUGAAAUCCAAGGGCGAGUCCGUGGAAAAGAUUAACAUCAUCCCAACGGCGGCUUCAGCCAUCCAAUUAGUACUUACGGUAUCAUUCGCCAUCCUCUCCGACGCAAUCCGCCAUCGGGCCAGCGUCAUGUCUAUAUCGACUUUCCUCGGCGGCUUCGCCGCUUUGAUUCUCGCCAUCUGGAAUGUUCCAGACGGGCUUAAGUGGUUCGCGUUCCUCCUUCAGCGUGCCUCUGUACCGUACGGACCACUCAGUAUGAGUUGGACCAACGAGAUCUGCGGCGCCGAUGCCGAGGAACGUGCCAUUGUCAUAGGAAUCAUGAACUCGCUAGGAUAUGCCUUCAAUGCCUGGGUGCCUAUCCUGACGUACCCUCAAGUUGAUUCACCCAAGUUUAAAAAGGGCUUCAUCUUCUCGACCGUCGCGUUCGGCGCCCAGGCGUUGAUCACUGCGACGGUGGCUUUUUUGUACAAGCGAGACAAAAAGAAGGAGGGCGUCACCAAGAGAGAUGAAGAAGGUGUUACGGCACCGGCCUCCGUUCCUAACGCCGAGUAG